Molecule: messenger RNA, 2268 nt
Organism: Periophthalmus magnuspinnatus
Lineage: Eukaryota; Metazoa; Chordata; Actinopteri; Gobiiformes; Gobiidae
Gene: fam161a
Product: FAM161 centrosomal protein A
Exons: 9
Coding region: 22-2268 (748 amino acids)
Biological process (GO): cilium organization
Cellular component (GO): cilium
Source: RefSeq, a predicted model, not a curated record
UACGUAAACUGCCGUAUAAUAAUGGCCAAUGCGCAUCGGACCAACGUUUUAGUCACGUCAUGCCUGAAGACCCCCGUAGAUCCGCACACUAAGGCGCCUUUGGCUUCAUACGAGCGGGAACGAGUCCUCCCCUGCGCCGACAACACGGAAUAUGACCACGAGUUGGAGUUUGAGGACUGUGGGUCUGAGUUCUAUGAUGAAGAUUAUCUGAGGAGCAGAGGUCCUGUGGUGAACCUUAGAGGUUCAGGUGACCGCAUCGACCUCAGUAAAAUCUUCUUCUCAAAUGAGGAGUACUACACCAAACUGGAGGAGCUGAAGAAGGCCCAUCUCCGCACCAUGGCCGAGCUGGAGAGCAUGUACCGGAGGAAACUACAACUCAAGUCCACUGAGCCACUGGACGGAGAAGCAACUGAGGCCGGGCACAGGAUUCAUUGGUCCAACAGCAGUCCUUUAGUUUCCCAUCAUCUGAGGAAGUCCCACUCUGCGGUCGAGCUUCGGUAUGGGCUCUCCGACUCAUCAGACGAAGACGAGAACAUAGACACCAGUAAUGCAGAGAAAUGUUUCCAAUUUUCCCCAAAUGAACACAUAAAAAACAUGUGGCUGGACUUUCAACUCUCCCCUUCAACGCGACGCCUCUCCUCCUCCUCCCUGCGCAGUCUAUCCCUCGACCCGCACAAUCCCAAAAAGCGUAGACGCAAGAAGAGAUCCAGUAAAGAGAAGUGGAGUCAUCGUGUGACUGUACCUAAACCAUUCCACAUGAUGCUUCGAGAAGAAGAGAGGAGAAAAAGAGGGAUAAAAACCCGCUCCGAAAUCGAACACGAAAACGCAGAGCUGAGAAGACAACUGGAGGAGCUCACCGAAUGCCAAAGAAAGUUCAGAGCUAGUCCAGUCCCCGCCCAUGUCCAUCUACCUCUGUUUGAAGAGCUACAAGAAAAAAGCGAGGAACGAAGGAAAACUAUCAGACAAGAAAAUUACCUAAAAAAUCUCCAGAAGCCAUUUAGCUUUUUAGAAAGGGAGAGGUUGAAGAAGGAGCAGAAGCAACAGCAAAAAGCAGCAUCGUCCGAUCAAGAUAAGUGCAAGCCAUUUAAAGCAAAACCAGUGCCCAAGUCUGUGUAUGCAGCAGCCACUGGGGAGCAAAUGAAGGAAGAACAAUUGUACCGGUCUAUCAAGAUACAAAUGAGAGCUCAAGAGAUGCUUUCCAGUGCUUCAAUGCCACCUUCUAUGCUAACACAUCGACUUAGCCAACGCAAAAAGACCAAAGAUGAGGAGGAAAAGGAUUGCACUCAUCAACCAAAGAUCAACAAAGAGCUCCCCGAUUUUGACGCCAGCUACAGGCGGUUUAAGAAACACCUGGAGAAGCGCAAAGAGGUGAAACCCACCACGUCCUGUGAGCCAUUUGAACUGAAGACGUCCCAAAUCUCAUCUCAUCGGGAGAGGAUUCUGGCUGAGAUUGAGAAGGAGCAAAGGAGCCCCAAAGUUCUGCGCUGGCCCUACAGCCCAGAGCCGCCCCGUCACACCCCCUCCUCCAGCCUCUGCUCCUCUUUGUCCGGCAGCACUGAGCUCCUGCCCAGCAAGAGCACCAGUGCAACCAGGAAAAGACAAGAGGCUGUCAGAAAGGCAUUGGAGCAGAGGAGGAGGGUGGAUGCAGAGGAGGAGCAGUGGAGAGAGAAACAGAGACAGAGAGAGAAGAGGCUGCAGACAAUGGUGGUGAAACGUGCCCAAGCCAAUGACCCACAUGUGUCCCUGUCCCAAACUCUGCCCAGUAAACUCAAGGAAUUCAGGAAAAUAGACCUUCAGCGUAAGAAGGAGUACCAACAGGAGACAAAGGAGAUGAGACAAAGAGUCAAGGGGAGACCACUUCUACUGGAACAGGUGGCACAGAGGAAUGCCAAACAGGCUGCAGAGAAGCGCUUCACAGAAGCUCUUCAGGGCUGUGGUGUGACCCAGGAUUUCAUCACUAAAAAUGCAUCCAUCUCCACAUCUGCUUCCAAACCCUCCUCCUCUAGCGACAGCAAACUCAGCGACAGAGAUGACCCAGACAUGGGUUACAAACCUGUGCACUUCAGAAAGGUCUACCUGAACGAUGAGGGCGUGGAAGGGGGAGGACAGAGUGAUGGAGAGAAAGAGGAAGAGAGAGAUGAGGAGAGAAAGGGGGAGCAUUCAUCAGAGGAGGAUUGUCCUGCAGAAUCUGAUGAGAGCUACUCUGAUGACUACGAACAGAAUUCAGAUAACAGCGGACAAGAGGAGAGCAAAGAGGAGGCAAAUUAA